AUGGAUGAUAUCAAGGACCAAGUUACUCCGGCUUCAGAGGCUCCAGUUCAAGGAAGGACUGAUUCUAAUGAGGGACAAAUCCCUAAUGACCCUCUAGCCGAACAAGUGACUAAUGCAGAAUUUCUGUCUAGGCCUAAUAAGGAGAAACGUCCAUUUCCCCUUUGCGAUAGUUGUGGUAGGACCCACCAAGGAGAAUACGUGGCCGGUAAGGAGGGUUGCUACAAGUGUGGUGGUAUGGGUCAUAAGAUGAGGGACUGUCAGGUGGCUUCUAGUAAAGGGAGGGAAUCUAAGAGGGCUAGAUGCAAGGGUGGAGCUUGUCAAUCCAAGCCCAGUAAUAGUUUUAGUACAUCUACUAUUUGCAAGUGUUCCAAGUGUGGGAAAAACCAUAGGGGAGAGUGCUUACUGGGGUCGGGUGCUUGCUAUAAGUGUGGAAAGCCAGGUCAUUAUACAAGGGAGGGUAGGAGUAGUACCAGACCUCAGGCUCUGGCCCAGACUAUAGGUCAUCAAGAUCAAAGUGCUACUACAUCGGAUGGCGGUCAACACCAAGAAAGAUUGUAUGCCUUUCAGAUUCAUCAGGAGCUAGAGGAUUCUCCCAAUAUUGGGACUGGUGCAACUAUCUCACAUUGGCUUAAGCUGUAA
This is a messenger RNA of Solanum dulcamara, 639 nucleotides long. RefSeq lists its product as uncharacterized. Bases 1 to 639 code for a protein of 212 amino acids. Gene Ontology annotation, molecular function: zinc ion binding; nucleic acid binding. The transcript has 3 exons. The record is from RefSeq and is a predicted model, not a curated record. NCBI's taxonomy places the organism in Eukaryota, Viridiplantae, Streptophyta, Magnoliopsida, Solanales, Solanaceae.